Messenger RNA from Mytilinidion resinicola, 2319 nucleotides. RefSeq names its product protein transport protein SEC23. Gene Ontology annotation, biological process: endoplasmic reticulum to Golgi vesicle-mediated transport; COPII-coated vesicle budding; intracellular protein transport. Bases 1 to 2319 code for a protein of 772 amino acids. Gene Ontology annotation, molecular function: GTPase activator activity; zinc ion binding. The record is from RefSeq and is a predicted model, not a curated record. The transcript has 9 exons. Lineage: Eukaryota; Fungi; Ascomycota; Dothideomycetes; Mytilinidiales; Mytilinidiaceae. Gene Ontology annotation, cellular component: COPII vesicle coat; endoplasmic reticulum exit site.
AUGGAUUACGAGUCGUUGAAGGAACAAUGGAGUGAUAUUGAGGACCGGGAUGGCGUCCGAUUGAGCUGGAACACCUUCCCCAGCUCGCGCAUGGAAGCAAAUAGGCUUGUUGUCCCCAUCGGUGCCCUCUACACGCCCUUGAAAGAGAAGACCGAUACACCACUAUUACAAUAUGAGCCCGUUUCCUGCAAGCCGCCUUGUCGGGCAGUCCUCAACCCCUUCUGCCAAGUCGACAUGCGAGCGCGACUGUGGAUAUGCCCAUUUUGCCUCCAGCGAAAUGCUCUCCCGCCCCACUACAAGGACAUCUCCCAAGAUACAAUCCCCCCAGAGCUCCACCCGAGCAGCACAACCAUCGAAUACCGCUUGGCGCGUCCGGCGCCCUCUCCUCCGAUCUUCAUAUUCGUGGUGGAUACCUGCCAGGAGGAAGACAGUCUGAAGGCGUUGAAGGACUCGAUCAUCCUGAGCUUAAGUCUGCUUCCACCCUUUGCCCUGGUCGGACUCAUUACAUAUGGCACAAUGGCGUCAGUUCAUGAGAUUGGCUAUACGGAAUGUGCCAAAUCAUACGUCUUCCGCGGAAGCAAGGACUACACGGGCAAGCAAGUCUCUGACAUGCUAGGACUCGGUGCCGUUGGCCCACGACCAACUAUGCAGCAUCAACCCGGCCGGCCACCUAUUCCAACUGGGGCCGGCGCACGCUUCCUUCUCCCAGUCCAGCAAUGCGAUUUCCAGUUGACGAAUGCUCUUGAACAGCUACAGAAGGAUCCCUGGCCAGUUGCGAACGACAGGCGAGCACUACGAUGCACUGGCGUGGCUCUGAGCGUUGCUGUUGGACUUUUGGAGACACAAUUUGUGAACAUGGGAGGGCGAAUUAUGCUCUUCACUGGCGGCCCUGCAACUGAAGGGCCCGGAAUGGUGGUUGGACCAGAGCUGAGGGAGCCCAUUCGAUCGCAUCACGAUAUCGAUCGGGACAAUAUCAAAUACUACAAGAAAGCCACGAAGUUCUACGAAAACCUGGCAAAGCGCACUGCGCACAACGGCCACAUCAUUGACAUAUUUGCCGGAUGCCUCGAUCAAGUUGGUCUUCUCGAGAUGAAGUCAUUGGCAAACAACACUGGAGGUCACAUGAUUCUGACCGACAGCUUCACAUCUUCCAUGUACAAGCAGUCAUUCGCGCGCGUCUUCAAUAAGGAUGGCGACGACAACCUCUUGAUGGGGUUCAACGCUUCACUGGAAGUUUUGACAACUAAGGAAUUGAAGGUCACCGGACUGAUUGGCCACGCUGUUUCGUUGAACAAGAAGUCAGCGUCGGUCGGCGAGACGGAGUGUGGCAUUGGCAAUACCUGCUCGUGGAAGAUGUGUGGUAUUGAUCCAGAGGCCAGCUACGGGAUUUACUUUGAGAUCGCAAGCCAGGGCGGUCCCAACCAGAUGCAGCAAGGCCCACAGAAGGGCAUGAUGCAAUUCUUGACGUACUACCAACACGCUGCUGGUCAAUAUCACUUGAGAGUAACUACUGUCGCCAGAAACCUUAGUGGUCCUUCAGGCGACCCAGCGAUCGCACAGUCAUUUGACCAGGAAGCAGCAGCCGUCCUCAUGUCCCGAAUUGCCGUCUUCAAGGCUGAGGUGGACGAUGGGCCAGAUGUCCUGCGGUGGGUGGACCGUAUGCUAAUUAGGCUCUGCUCUCGGUUUGCAGAAUACCGGAAAGAUGAUCCAUCUUCAUUCAGGCUCGAGAAGAACUUCACAUUGUACCCACAGUUCAUGUUCCAUCUCCGUCGCUCACAGUUCCUCCAAGUCUUCAACAACUCUCCCGAUGAAACUGCGUUCUACCGACACGUGCUGAACCAUGAAGACGUCAGCAAUUCGCUCAUCAUGAUUCAACCUACUCUUGAUAGCUACGGCUUCGAUCACGAAGGCUCCCAGCCAGUGCUGCUCGACUCAACAUCCAUCCAAUCGGAGACAAUCCUCCUUCUCGACACGUUCUUCCACAUCCUCAUCUUCAACGGUGAGACGAUGGCGGAAUGGCGGAAGGCUGGCUACCAAGAGCAGGAAGGUUAUGAGAACUUCAGGGCUCUGCUGGAGGCGCCCAAGGAAGACGCAAAGGAGCUUAUCCAAGACCGCUUCCCCCUUCCUCGAUUCAUCGUUUGCGAUGCUGGCGGCUCGCAAGCUCGUUUCCUACUCUCCAAGCUUAACCCCUCCACCACUCACACUACCGGCUCCUAUGGUGGUGUCGCCCAGACCGCUCAGACGAUCUUCACCGACGAUGUCAGUCUUCAGACCUUCAUGGAUCACUUGAUGAAGCUUGCGGUUUCGGGUACUGGGUAA